GGGGCUUUUUUUUUUUUAUAGGCUGGAGCGGUUCAUCGACCAGCGCUACACUGCAGGUCGCGGCAGGACAGAGGAACAGCGGGCUGCCAGCGAGAGAUUGAAUCCAGCAGUCACAAUGGCAGACAGGGGGAAGACUAAUGAGAGUGGAGCUGCAGCAGCAGAACCAGCUAAUGGAGACCAGCAGAAUGUUGUUUCCAGAGUGACCAACUUGCCCUUGGUCAGUUCAGCUUGUGAGGUGGUUUCCAGCGCCUACAGUAGCACCAAAGAUAACGUGCCCUUGCUGAAGGGAGUGAUGAAUGCAGCAGAAAGUGGGGCCCGAACCCUGGGAGCAGCUGCAGCCACCAGGUCCAAGCCUCUUUUGGACAUUAUAGAACCACAGCUUGCCACAGUAAAUGAGUAUGCCUUGAAAGGACUGGAAAAGAUGGAAGAGAAGCUGCCCAUUCUUCACCAACCAGCAGACAAGGUGGUGUCGAACACAGUAGACAUGGUGUACCAGUCGGUGGCGGGCACCAAAGAUGCUGUGGUGGGGGCUGUGAUGGGUGGUGUCGAGCUGACCCGGGCAGCAGUCAGCGGAGGCAUCAGCACCAUCAUGGGCACCAGAAUGGGCCAGAUGGUCAGCAGUGGGAUGGGCCUGGCCCUCAGCCGAUCCGAGUACUGGGUUGACCAGAACCUACCACUCACUGAGAAGGAGCUGGCUGCUGUGGCUGAACCUGCCACCAGUGAGGUGGCUACCCCGUCGGACAGCCCCAGCUACUUUGUCCGCUUGGGGAAACUCUCUGCCAAGGUUCAGGAGCGAGCCCUACAGCAGUCCCUCGUCCGUGCAAGGCAUGCCAGGGAUGCCACCUAUGCUGCAGUGGCUCAGAUUACCAGUACUCUGGACCUACUAGAGAGUGCCCGUACCGGCCUGGGUACUGCCAGUAACCAGAUAGGAGGAGCCUCAGAGCAGCUCCUGCAGCGCUGGACAGAGUGGAAGCAGAAGCAGGCUGGAGGUGGACAGACUGAGUCGGAGCCAGAUGGGAGCAAAGAUGAAUCUGAGCAGCUAGAAUGGCAGGCCCUCUCCAUGGUGCGUGGCCUGAGUGACCAGCUGCGCUCAGCGUGCUCGAAUGUGGUUUCAAGUGCUCAAGGUCUGCCAGGUGCAGUCCAGGACCAGCUGACCAAUGCGAGGCGAUCAGCUGAAGAACUGCACUCCUCUCUCGGGAGCACCAGCGCUCUCACACCCCUCCUUCUGGAACGGAGCCGUCACCACCUGACCCAAGUUCAGCAGUCUCUGGAUGGUGUCAUGGAGUAUCUACUAAACAACACACCUCUCAACUGGCUGGUGGGACCCUUUGCUCCUCAGAUCACUGAAAAGGCUGAGGAAGACGAAGUGAUGAAGCAGGCUGCUGUCCCAAAAAACUAAUGUCAAGACUUUGUUAUGUUUCUCCAUGAGUUAAAAAUCAGUGUGGUGACAGAAGACUGUGGUUUACUGUAGAUGGACCAUUUAAAAAAAAAAAAAAAAUUAAAAUUAAUCUGCUUGCUUUAAUGAAAGA
Toxotes jaculatrix (banded archerfish) is the source of this 1529-nucleotide messenger RNA. It is a transcript of the gene plin3, whose product is annotated as perilipin 3. Gene Ontology annotation, cellular component: cytosol; lipid droplet. The transcript is spliced from 8 exons. Gene Ontology annotation, biological process: positive regulation of triglyceride storage; lipid storage. The coding region runs from base 116 to 1399 and encodes 427 amino acids. NCBI's taxonomy places the organism in Eukaryota, Metazoa, Chordata, Actinopteri, Toxotidae. The record is from RefSeq and is a predicted model, not a curated record.